AGUGCAUUUAACCAGGAAGUUCACGCCUCCUUCCUUACCAUGACGCGAAAUAUGUCCAAAGCUCGUUUUGAACCUGGAUCUCCUUCUUAUAAAGCAUACAAUCUAACCACUGCGCCACGGCCGCACAAUAUUUGGCAUAACUUUUUUGGGAAUUAAGAAGCUCGUUUUGAUCAGUUAAGAAAAUUAAAAGGUUUAAAUAGAGAUAAGCGCUAGAAAAAGAAUGAGCUAAAACAAAAGAAGGGAGAGACACCAACAAAAAGCUUUGAAGUUAAUGAUAGUGAAGAGGAGGCAGAUAAUUAUAAAAACCUUUGCAGCUAAAGACAGUGAAGAAGUGGCAGAUACAAAAAAUAGUUUUGUAGUAAAAGAUGAGAAGGCAGAGAAGCCAAUAAAAACCAUUGUAGUUGAAGAUAGUGAAGAGAUAGUAAAUACGAAAAAAAGCUACAUAGUUGACGAUACAGAAGGUCACGGGUCACGGAAUAAUAAAAUGUAUCCAUAUUAAAAACCCUGUAAAAGUCUUAGGAGGCUGCAAGAAUCGAAUCGAAGUACUGUAGCCAGCUGGGCUACUCUCACUGGAUGAAUUGCCAAUAAAAACUGAUUUAAUACGAAGACGGCA
Molecule: messenger RNA, 613 nt
Organism: Hydra vulgaris (swiftwater hydra)
Lineage: Eukaryota; Metazoa; Cnidaria; Hydrozoa; Anthoathecata; Hydridae
Source: RefSeq, a predicted model, not a curated record